AAAUCGUGUGAACAAUGGCUCUUGUUUUCGAGAAGUCACGUAACCGAGAUAUUCUUUCAUUCUUCAGCCGGACUUCUCACCGUACAGCAGUCACGACUUACUCGAAACAGAAUUUUGGCGCAACUCCGUCGGGCCUUUUUUUCUUCCUGAAAGGCGGUAAGGAGCGGUAGAGAAUUAAUUACGACCCGGCCAGUGAGAGAUCGAGUAUGGAAAAGGCGCCUGAAAAUAAAGAGGUGCCAGUGUCGAAAGUGGAGACGAGCUGGGUCACCGUCCUUUUCCAGAUCUACAUCCAUACAUGCGCGUUAUACGGGUUGUACUAUGUAUUCGUAGCAGCAUCGAUAAAAACUACUCUUUUCUGCCUGUUUCUAGUCUUUUUGGGAACUCUAGGACUCACUUUGGGCUGCCACAGGCUAUGGGCUCAUCGUACCUACAAAGCUCACUGGGCGUUAAGAACCUUCCUCGCCGCAUGCCAUCUUCUCGCUUGCAAUGGUUCAAUCCACAACUGGGCCGUAGACCACAGGGUCCACCACGCAAAGCACGGGACACCGCUCGAUAGGUACAAUUACAAAAACGGCUUCUUUUUUUGCCACUUUGCCUCACGAUGCUUAGAAUCCAAUGCAGAUAUAGAGAGGCUAAAAAGGCAUACAGACAUUACGGACCUUGAGGAAGACCAAGUUGUCUAUUAUCAAAAUUGGCUAUACUAUAUUCUAAUGCCAAUAUUUGGGCUCUUGCUUCCAAUCAAUGCCCCAAUGGAAUAUUGGGGAGAGUCAGCGGCUGUUAGCUUUUUCGUCAUAGGGUUUUUAAGGAUCGUCCUGAUCCUGCACGCAUCCUGGUUUAUCAACAGCGCCUUCCUGGUGUGGGGGCUCGACCCUUCUGACAGGAAAUCGGGAGACACUUGGCUUGUUUUCUUCGUGACAAAGAGCCUCUGGCCGCAGUACCACUACCUCCUCCCUUGGGAUUAUAGAUCCGGAGAGUACGGCACGUACGACCAGGGCGUUUCCACUUCGAUCCUCAGGGUUUUCGCCGCCCUGGGAUGGGCCAAAGAUCUCACCACCAUUUCAAGCAACGGCGUAAAAGAAGCUUUGUGCAAAUCUGUCGAAACGAACCGGCCUUUGAAAGAAUGUCUCGACGACGCUAAACAAAUUUUACCGGAUAUUUUAAUCCAAGAUCCAGCUAACUAUUAACCAUUACAUUAAUGUGAAAAAGCAAAAACUAAUGUUUUUAUUAAAUUAUUAUUACUGAAGUUCUAAUAAAUGAGUUAGAAGUUAA
Cimex lectularius (bed bug) is the source of this 1269-nucleotide messenger RNA. RefSeq names its product acyl-CoA desaturase 4. Bases 207 to 1184 code for a protein of 325 amino acids. The transcript is spliced from 7 exons. The record is from RefSeq and is a predicted model, not a curated record. Gene Ontology annotation, molecular function: stearoyl-CoA 9-desaturase activity; iron ion binding. NCBI's taxonomy places the organism in Eukaryota, Metazoa, Arthropoda, Insecta, Hemiptera, Cimicidae. Gene Ontology annotation, biological process: unsaturated fatty acid biosynthetic process. Gene Ontology annotation, cellular component: endoplasmic reticulum membrane.